Molecule: messenger RNA, 969 nt
Organism: Ctenopharyngodon idella (grass carp)
Lineage: Eukaryota; Metazoa; Chordata; Actinopteri; Cypriniformes; Xenocyprididae
Gene: cldn1
Product: claudin 1
Exons: 4
Coding region: 104-736 (210 amino acids)
Biological process (GO): cell adhesion; bicellular tight junction assembly
Cellular component (GO): plasma membrane; bicellular tight junction
Molecular function (GO): structural molecule activity
Source: RefSeq, a predicted model, not a curated record
AUGAUGCUCGAGGAGUUUCAUUCAUGUGUCAGCAGCACCGCGAGCGGCUCUCGGCUCAUCUCACUCACUCCAGCGGUCUUUAACUCAGUGUUCAGGCGCACAGAUGGCCAACGCUGGUCUGCAGCUCCUCGGCUACACUUUGGCUUCUCUGGGUCUCUUGGGUCUCAUCGCAUCUACAGCCAUGGCCGAGUGGAAGAUGUCCUCAUACGCCGGAGACAACAUCAUCACCGCCCAGGCCAUGUACGAGGGGCUCUGGCAGUCCUGCGUGUCUCAGAGCACCGGACAGCUCCAGUGUAAAACAUACGACUCCUUACUGCAGCUACCAGGGGAAGUUCAGGGCGCUCGCGCUCUCAUGAUCAUCGCCGCCUUCCUGUGUGGCAUCGGUCUGCUGGUCGCCGCCGUCGGCAUGAAGUGCACAACCUGCCUGUCUGACAACCAAGAGCAGAAGAACAAGGUGGCCAUGGCUGGAGGCGUCCUCUUCAUCAUCGCAGGGGUUUGUGCUCUUUCUGCCACAAGCUGGUAUGGAGAAAACAUAAGACGGAAGUUCUUCGACCCGUUCACUCCAACAAAUGCCAGGUAUGAGUUUGGCAAGGCUCUGUACGUGGGCUGGGGAGCGUCGGUGCUGGCCAUCAUCGGCGGGAGCAUGCUGUGCUGUAACUGUCCAAACAAAGCUGCUGGGAAAUCAUUCCCGCCUCCUUCCCGCGCAGCAGGACGACCGGGAACAGACCGCGUGUGAAUCCACAGGAUCAGCAGUCAUAUGAACACAACUCUGUCUGCCAGUGAUGUGCCAAUCAGUUUCUGUAUGUACUUGUACUACUGUAUGUGUUGUAAUACCAAAACUUCUCACGAUGUUUCAAAAGGCUUAAAUCAAUGUGUUGCUUCAUGAAUACUUAAUAAAAUAUUUUGAUAAUACAUUUUCUGCACUGAUGUUAAUGAACAAUUCAUUAAACAGUUUAUUCUUACCUUAAA